UUUUUAUUUGCAUUAAAAUUUGUUUACAGAACAUCAGUGAUGGUGAUGUGUGUGAGAGUAAGUUGAUUGGGGACAUUGACCACAUCACUGACAGUGACUACUUCAAGAAUGAAGUAUCAUUUGUGGAUGAUUACACUAAAGAAUCCUCACAAAGCAUCUUUGCUACUGAAGAAGCUCAUGAUAGAUCCCUGUGCCUAGAUGAGCCCUUUGUACAAGAACCAGGUCCUCCUACUGAGGCAUGGAACUCCUACAGGACUGCCCUAGCAUCUCCACCUCACAGCAUGUGGAGAGAUGAACUAGAAGAAUCUGAUUCAGAAGUGGAAGACAAUGAAGAAGAAGAAGAAACUAUUGCGGCCAAGCAUGAUGGACACGAGGCUGAAGUCUUCACCAACAAACUAGAGUCGCUUGUUGCCCGCAUGCAGAUUGACAUGUCCCUCUCUGCUGUGCUUACGCGCAUCCAGGUUUACCAUGCAGCGUAUGUGAGUCGCGUGGCUGCCAUCCACACGCAGACAAUGGCUGAGCUGCAGCGCUGCAGAGACCUGCAGCUCCAGCAGGAGACGCUGCAGGAGAAGGAGGGCCUACCAAAGCAUGAGGAGGUUGAAGGAGUCCUCAAGAAAUAUGCUGAGAAAAUUCUCAGCCAGCAAGCAGCAGCCGCUGAUCUGCGCAAAGAAGAGCUGCUGCAACGGCUGCAAGAGCAACAACAACAACAGCAAGAACAACAACAGUUGCUGGAACAGCAGCAGCAGGAACAGGAGCGGGCGACGAUGGUGGCAGAGCUUCGCGAGUCCUACGCACAGUUCAGUGAUGCCUUGGACACCGUGCUUGCUGAGAUAACGGAGUGUGGCGAUGUGGCGCUGCCCGAGGACACGACGGAGGCGCUGAACGCGACGCUGCAGUUGGGCAGCGAGGCGCUGAGCGGCGACGCGGACGCCGAGGCGCUACAGCAGAGCACCGCCCGCCUCACCGACGGCCUGGCGGUCCUCUCCCACAUACGGGAGGUCAUCCAGACGCACAGAAAUUCAUCGCGGCGUGAUGAACAAGAAAGCGAGGCCGCGGCGACGCUUGUAAGUCUUGCCGGCGACGUCCCGCAGGCAACCGCCGAACUUUCCUGCGCUAAACGCAGACUGGAGGAGCUGACGGCGACGCAUUCUUCGGUAAUGCGACUUAGCGGCGAGUUUCUGGCGACGGAGGACACGGAACUGAGAGGGAAGUUAUCCUAUGCCUUGUCAGUUGUGAACAAAUUCCACAACGACAGCGACGCCUCCAAUAGAGAGAAGCUCCACACUCUGGUGAGCUUGUUAACAGGACAGCGCUGCGCAGCGGGCGCGCAACAUGUACAAGUCGCGGACCCGCACUCCCCGGUCGCCAUGUUCGUCAAGGAACAACUGAGCAGCAAACUCAUUGCCCUCGCGCACGACAAGCAAGUCAGCAGCCAGGCCGUUUAUGCGUCGCUAAUUGUGCGCCUGGGAAGUUUUGAUCCUUUAUUGCUGGACUUGUGCGUGUAUCAGUUGUACCGCACGUGCCCGUAUCUCGUGCCGCAGGUGCCUCAGAGGGAGGAAUACGAGACCGUGGAGGAGUACCACAGAGCCUUGGGGUACCGUCACAAAGAUGGCGGGGAGAGAGAGGCUUUAGACAGUUACCUCAAACGCAUGGGCGCCGCCAGUCAACUUUUUGGACGACUCGUAUGUCUUGAUGGCGAUAAGCCGCCCACUGGACAAAACACGUCCACGGAACAAAACCUUUGGUCUUUAGGUCCCCAGUUGGGAUGGCGGUGGCUGUCCCGAAUGUUACUCUGCCCCGUGCAGUCAGCCGUAACUUGCGCCGUACUUCACGGGUUCCUGAGCGUCGCGGGAGCUCUCAUGGUUAAAGUGUACGGCCGGCAGAUGCACAAGAUGAUGGAUCACUUCAUCGAACGCCUGCUGCCUCUUGCUGAACAGACCACAAGGGAGGGUGGGGAGGCUGACCUCGCCUCACUCAAGAGCUUGAUGACGAAUUAUUCACACACCAGGACCUUCCAACCCCCGCCUGAGGGGUAUCGUGCUUUAUUGUGAUCUACAUUACAAGAAUGUACAAAGAAUUAAGUAGGAUUUAUUUCCUUUAUUUGCUAUGCUGCAUUAUUAUUUAAGUCUUGUUAUAAGAUUGACUUUUCGUACAAAUUACAGAAUGUUUAUCUGAGGAAACUUGUGUAUCUCAUGCUGACUUGGAGCUGUGUGACUCCACAGUCCUCAAGAGAGACUCAUCAACUAACUGUGGUUAUGGUACCUGUGAGGUGCUGACCUGUUAUCUGUUAUAUCAGUUUACAGAGAAGUGCAACUCAUCUGGUAUACUUCUUUCUCUUGGUGCCUCCCAAUUUUUUUCAAUGAAUGGAUUCACUAUAUUGUUGGUGCCAAUGACGUGUGAUUUUUGUAAGGGCCACCGAAUUAUGGUACGUUAGUGAUGUCGUUAUCUCGACUAACUACAAAGCGAAGAAUAUUGUAUUGGAACGCUGGUUAGCAUCCACUACCUUCUGAUGUUAGCUGCAGCGAGACGUCUGCCUACACUACGCUCACAAGUAAUCUAAUUUGACGGAUAAAUCUAUUAUGACAAUUUUUAGAUAUUUUGUUGGGCGAGGUUUUUGUAUUUUUGUAAAUCUCUAAAAUGUAAGUGUGAACUGACAGCAGGCCCUAAGUUGCGCAAUAAACUCCACCAAAAUGGAAGAUAUGCACCAACGUUAUGUCUAACGAUCAACCUCACCAAAUCCGCGAUUUUAGCGCACAUCCUUUGAAGAAAGAGGAGUGGUUCCCGAAACCGGGGUGAAUUUUCUUGCUGGUAAUUUUUUCUGUGGUAAUGUAUAGAUGAGUUCUAUAAUUUGCCGCAUAUAAAGAAAUUAUGACAACUUUUGACCCGGUAAAACGUUCUAGAAUCACUGCUGUAGAGAAUGUUUGUGCUAUUCAAACAGUCCGUGAUCAAAUGCCCUUGAACAAAAAGUUCUAGCACAAUCAUGGAAUACAUUUACGCUGUCCAACGUAACUUAGCAAAUUUUAACCUUGUAACAAAAAUUGAGGUUGUAAUAAAUCUGAUAUUUUUAACUAAAAUAUACGAGUUUC
This is a messenger RNA of Hyalella azteca, 3086 nucleotides long. RefSeq names its product mRNA export factor GLE1 (gene Gle1). Gene Ontology annotation, biological process: poly(A)+ mRNA export from nucleus; regulation of translational termination; regulation of translational initiation. Bases 282 to 2051 code for a protein of 589 amino acids. Gene Ontology annotation, molecular function: translation initiation factor binding; inositol hexakisphosphate binding; phospholipid binding. The transcript is spliced from 7 exons. The record is from RefSeq and is a predicted model, not a curated record. Gene Ontology annotation, cellular component: cytoplasm; nuclear pore; nuclear pore cytoplasmic filaments. Lineage: Eukaryota; Metazoa; Arthropoda; Malacostraca; Amphipoda; Hyalellidae.